AUGAAUUUGAAUGAAACUUUUUUGACAGAAAAAAAAUUAAAUGAAUUACAAGAAAAUAUAGAUGCAGUUUUUUUAGUGACAAAUGCAACUUUUAUUUGCCUCAUGCAAUGUGGUUUUGCAUGUCUUGAAGCUGGCUCAAUAAGAUCUAAAAAUGUGACAAAUAUAAUGAUGAAAAACAUAUUAGAUAUUUUUAUUAGUUGUUUGGCAUUUUGGAUAAUUGGAUAUGCAUUGGCUUACGGUGAAGGAAGUUCAUUUGCCGGAAAUUCAUUUUGGGGAAGUUUUCAAAUGCCAGCAAAUAAAUUUCCUCAUUGGUUUUUUCAAUUUGUUUUUGCUGCAACGGCUGCGACAUUGGUUUCGGGUGCAGCUGCGGAAAGAUGUAAUUUUGUAGCUUACCUUAUUUAUAGUGCUCUCAUAUCAGGUUUGAUAUAUCCUAUUGCCGCUCAUUGGGUAUGGGCUCCCUCCGGAUGGCUGUUAAAUCUUGGAUAUUAUGAUUUUGCUGGAAGUGGUCCGGUACAUCUUUUAGGAGGAGCAUGCGCUGGAGUUGCAGCUGCUCUUUUAGGUCCAAGAAUCGGUCGCUUUGAAGGAGAAAGUAUGCCAGGACAUUCUAUUCCACUUAUAGGAAUAGGCGGAAUGAUACUCAUAACAGGAUUUAUUGCUUUUAAUGGAGGAUCUCUUGGCACCAUGACAUCACCCGGAGCAGGUAAUACUAUUUCAAUUGUGGCUGCAAACACAAUAAUGGCAGGAUCCGGAGGUGCUUUUUUAGGAUUCGUUUCGGCUAAACUAGGAAUAAUUAAACCUAAAUCCUGGAAUUUCAGUUCAACAUUAAAUGCAGCAUUUACUGGAAUGGUAUCCAUAUGCGCAUCAGCAGACGAUUUAAACUUUUUAAGUUCGUUUAUAAUGGGAAUUAUAGGAGGUUUGAUUUACUACGGUUUUCAUUUUUUGAUGCUCCAUUUAAAAAUUGAUGACCCCCUCGAUGCAACAGCUGUUCAUUUUGGUGGAGGCGUUUGGGGCGUUGUCGCAGGGCCAAUAUUUAAAUCAAACGGAUUAUUAUACAUAGCAAACAAAAAAAACUUGAUGAAUUUUACAUACAACAUUAUUGGGGCUUUAGCCAUAUUUUUUUGGGCGCUAAUAACUUCCUUAAUACUUUUUGGCACUAUGAAAUAUUUUAAUAUAUUACGAGUAAGCAAAAAAGAAGAAAUUGAAGGAUUAGACAUAACUAAACAUAAAGAACAAGCUUAUCGUAUUAUGGAGGGAUGGCAUUCGUCUAACAAUUAUUUCAUGCAAACUGGCACAAAUAAUUUUAAAACGUUAAACACGGUUCAAAAUUACACCAACGAAGGUUUUCAGUUGGAACAUUUAUGA
This is a messenger RNA of Pediculus humanus corporis (human body louse), 1362 nucleotides long. Its product is annotated as ammonium transporter, putative. Bases 1 to 1362 code for a protein of 453 amino acids. NCBI's taxonomy places the organism in Eukaryota, Metazoa, Arthropoda, Insecta, Psocodea, Pediculidae. Gene Ontology annotation, biological process: ammonium transmembrane transport; ammonium homeostasis. Gene Ontology annotation, molecular function: ammonium channel activity. Gene Ontology annotation, cellular component: membrane. The transcript is spliced from 9 exons. The record is from RefSeq and is a predicted model, not a curated record.